Siniperca chuatsi (mandarin fish) is the source of this 4042-nucleotide messenger RNA. It is a transcript of the gene dhx16, whose product is annotated as DEAH (Asp-Glu-Ala-His) box polypeptide 16. NCBI's taxonomy places the organism in Eukaryota, Metazoa, Chordata, Actinopteri, Centrarchiformes, Sinipercidae. Bases 300 to 3458 code for a protein of 1052 amino acids. Gene Ontology annotation, cellular component: intracellular anatomical structure; catalytic step 2 spliceosome. The transcript has 21 exons. Gene Ontology annotation, molecular function: RNA binding; ATP binding. The record is from RefSeq and is a predicted model, not a curated record.
UUUAGAUGACGUGUUUCCGCUUUCGACAUCAGCGUGCGUUAAGUUAAGUUAGCAAAAAUAUGUAUUGAUUGUUUUAUUUAUGUGGUGUUUUUUGGGAAAAAUAAAGCCACAGAUAUUUUUUUACAUGGCUACGGAGGGAUGAAGUAUCCAUUAAGUGUAUUUACUGGGAACUUGUGAGCGACAACUCAAGCUAACACCUCAUUUGUAGCUGGAGUUAACGUUAGAUGAGUUAGCUAACUCACAGCCUGCUACCCCUACCAUAACAACAACGUUGUUUGAGCAUUUUGAUAAGCGGCACCAUGGCCAAUUUAGAGCAGUGGGUAAAUGACCGUCUCCAUGACAUUCUCGGGUUGAGUGACCGAUAUGUGUCUCAAUUCAUGAUCGGCACUGCACGGAGAGCAUCAAGUUCUGAAGACUUUGUGACUCGUCUCGAGCAGACGGGCACGAUUGACAUCGACCAGAGUGUGAUUGCCUUCGCGCAAGAGCUCUUUGACAAGAUUCCUCGCAAGCAGGUUGUUGAGAAACCGUCCCGGGCAAUAGAGCGGGAAGCCAUUGAAAUGGACAGGAAGAAUCGGACAUACACAUUACUGGAGGACAGCGACAGCGAUGGAGAUGCUGUGAAGGAGAAGCAGAAAGGGAAAAAGAAAAGCAAGGACAGAGGAAACAAGAGGAAGCACAUCAGACAGAAGAAAGAGAGCGAGUCGUCUAGUGAGGAUGAAGCACCUAAAAGGGGUAAUUCAGGCCAAAGGGACCAAAAGUCUGCAAAGGAAGAAGAGGAGGAAGAGGAAGAGUGGGAGAAGGAAGAGAGAGAGCGACAGCAGGACAUUGAAGAGAGAGAUGCGUUUGCCGAGCGAGUGAAGCAGAAAGACAAAGACAAGACCCGCAACAUAACAGAAAGGACUGACAAAAAGGCUUACGAGGAAGCUCAGAAGAGGCUGAAGAUGGCUGAAGAUGAUCAGAAGAACAUGGUGCCAGAGUUGAGGAAGCGCUCUCGCUGGGAGUAUCUAAAGAAGAGAGAGGAAGAGAAGCUGGAGGACCUGGAGGCAGAGAUCAAUGACGAUGAGUACCUUUUCGCUACAGACGAGCUGACAGAGAGGGAGAAAAAGGAGUUGGAAUACAAACGCAACCUUCGGGACCUGGCUAAAGAAUACAAAAAGGCCGGUGCCAAGGAAAAAGAGGAGAGGAAGAACAGAUACUAUAUGCCGGAAGAGAAGAGAAGCAAGGAGGUACCCCAGAGGGAACUUGAGCUGGAGGAAACUCCCAUGGAGCUGGGUGGAGAGCAAGGCCGCUGGGAGGAGGAGAGGCUGAAGACGGCCUCCCUCAGCUUCGGUGCCAAGAGGGAGCGAGAGCAAGGGAUGAAGCAGGAGCAGGAGAAGUACCAGCUGAUCCUGGAGGAGGACGAGAUGAUCGACUUUGUCAGCACUGCCAUCACCAUGAAGGGAACUCGGGCGGAAAAGGAUCAGGAGGCCCCGGCUCUGUCCCAAGCAGAGCUGAACAAACAGUCCAUGCAGGAGGUCCGACGCAGCCUGCCCAUCUUCCCCUACAGAGAGGACCUGCUAGCUGCCAUCCACGAGCACCAGAUCCUGGUCAUUGAGGGGGAGACGGGCUCCGGAAAGACCACCCAGAUCCCACAGUACCUCUUGGAAGAUGGAUACACUGAAGGAGGCAUGAAGAUCGGCUGUACGCAGCCCCGCAGAGUGGCAGCCAUGUCAGUGGCAGCCAGAGUGGCACAGGAAAUGAGCGUCAAGCUUGGGAAUGAGGUGGGUUACAGUAUUCGUUUUGAGGACUGUACAUCAGAGAGAACAGUGCUCAAGUACAUGACAGACGGCAUGCUGCUCCGAGAGUUUCUCACAGAGCCCGACCUGGCUAGCUACAGUGUGAUCAUCAUAGAUGAAGCCCAUGAGCGAACGCUCCACACAGACAUCCUGUUUGGUCUGAUUAAGGACAUUGCCAGGUUCCGACCGGACCUGAAAGUGUUGGUGGCCAGCGCCACUCUGGACACAGAGCGCUUCUCCUGCUUCUUUGAUGAUGCACCUGUCUUUAGGAUCCCUGGCAGGAGGUUCCCCGUCGAUAUCUUCUACACUAAAGCUCCAGAGGCAGACUACCUGGAAGCUUGUGUGGUGUCAGUGCUACAGAUCCAUGUCACCCAGCCUCCUGGAGACGUUCUGGUUUUCCUCACUGGACAGGAGGAGAUCGAAGCGUGUUGCGAGAUGCUCCAGGAGAGAUGCAGGCGGCUUGGAUCUAAGAUAGCAGAGCUGCUGGUCCUUCCCAUCUAUGCCAAUCUGCCAUCUGACAUGCAGGCAAAGAUCUUCAACCCUACUCCACCUGGAGCCCGUAAGGUGGUGGUGGCUACCAAUAUAGCAGAAACCUCGCUUACCAUAGAUGGCAUCAUCUACGUCAUCGACCCAGGCUUCUGCAAACAGAAGAGUUACAAUGCCCGCACCGGCAUGGAGUCACUUAUUGUCACGCCCUGCUCACGGGCUUCAGCCAACCAGAGAGCAGGCCGUGCAGGCAGAGUGGCUGCUGGGAAAUGUUUCAGGCUUUACACAGCCUGGGCCUUUAAACAUGAGAUGGAGGAAACAACUGUGCCAGAGAUUCAGAGGACCAACUUGGGAAAUGUAGUCUUGCUGCUGAAGAGUCUAGGCAUCAAUGACCUCAUUCACUUUGACUUCAUGGACCCACCUCCUCAUGAGACUCUGGUCUUAGCGCUGGAGCAGCUCUACGCCCUGGGAGCACUCAACCACCUGGGAGAGCUCACCAAGCUGGGUCGCAGGAUGGCUGAGCUUCCGGUGGACCCCAUGCUGAGCAAGAUGAUCCUGGCCUCCGAGCAGUACAAGUGUUCGGAGGAAGUGUUGACGAUAGCGGCCAUGCUGUCGGUGAACAACUCUAUUUUCUACCGUCCCAAAGACAAGGUGGUGCACGCUGACAACGCCAGGAUGAACUUUGUGGUGCCAGGGGGAGACCACCUGGUGCUGCUCAACGUCUACACACAGUGGUUGGAGAGCGGUUACUCCACACAGUGGUGCUAUGAGAACUUCAUCCAGUUCCGCUCCAUGAGAAGAGCCCGAGACGUUAGGGACCAGCUGGAGGGUCUGAUGGAUCGUAUUGAGGUGGAGGUGGUCAGCUCCCAGGGAGACAGCUUGCCCAUUCGUAAGGCGGUGACGGCCGGAUAUUUCUAUCACACGGCGCGACUGAGCAAAGGUGGCUACAAGACGGUGAAGCACCAGCAAACGGUCUACGUCCACCCCAACAGCUCUCUGUUCGAGGAGCAGCCCCGCUGGCUCAUCUACCACGAGUUGGUCUUCACCACCAAGGAGUUCAUGAGACAGGUGAUUGAGAUAGAGAGCGGCUGGCUGCUUGAAGUGGCUCCUCACUACUACAAGAGCAAAGAGCUGGAGGACAGCAGCAGCAAGAAGAUGCCCCGCAAGCAGGGUAAAACAAAAGAGGAGCUGGGCUGAAGAGAAGACCAAGGCUCAGGGGACAGAUGGCAAAAAUAAACAGUCCCUUCCUCUCAAAGGGCAGUGUAAAAGUAUAAAAAGGACUUUGAAAGUUUGGAAAUUGCAUAAUAAUAAAGAGGAAAAGUGUGGAAAAGUACAUAAACAGCUACAUGGUUCUAGCUUGUCUCCACAUGUGAAAUUGUUUUCUUCUGUAGCUUGAUAUGGCAGUAUCAGUAUCAGAGACUGGUCCAGUGAGAAGUGGGUCACAAACGUACUGACCGGUUUAAUCAUAAACCAGCUGUGUCAGCUGGGCCACGACGAGGAAACAUUAAUGCACUUGGAUCUGAGUUUCCCGCAACAACAGCAGCAGUACAGACUUGCCGGGUGGGUUUUUCAGCUCUUUAAUGAACGUGACACUGUUGGUUUGUUUUUCAGGUGCUUUUUGUUGACUUUCCCUAAAUAAAGCCUUUGUCAAAUCGUGCAUUUGUGAAAGCAGAACGCUGUUACGGUGUCCAAAUUGACUAUUACUGAGACUGAUGUCCAAAUAAUGAGAUUCACUCACAUGUUUAUUUUCAUUUUUCUACUGUAAUAAAGUUUUACAACCA